This is a messenger RNA of Apaloderma vittatum (bar-tailed trogon), 3444 nucleotides long. RefSeq names its product microtubule associated monooxygenase, calponin and LIM domain containing 2 (gene MICAL2). NCBI's taxonomy places the organism in Eukaryota, Metazoa, Chordata, Aves, Trogoniformes, Trogonidae. Gene Ontology annotation, molecular function: FAD binding; protein binding. Bases 1 to 3444 code for a protein of 1147 amino acids. The record is from RefSeq and is a predicted model, not a curated record. The transcript is spliced from 26 exons.
AUGGGGGAAAACGAUGAUGAAAAAUACAGUCAAGCUGGCCAGAUAUUUGAAAACUUUGUGCAAGCGUCAACUUGCAAAGGUACCAUUCAGGCCUUUAAUAUUCUCACUCGCCAACUUGAAUUAGAUCCUUUGGACAAUAGAAACUUUUACACUAAACUGAAAUCAAGAGUGACCACCUGGAAGGCCAAAGCUUUGUGGAACAAGCUUGAUAAAAGAGCAAGUCACAAAGAAUAUAAGCGCGGAAAAUCCUGUAUGAACACUAAGUGUUUAAUUGUUGGAGGUGGCCCAUGUGGCUUACGGACUGCCAUAGAACUUGCCUUCCUGGGGGCCAAAGUCGUCGUCGUGGAGAAGCGAGAUGCUUUUUCAAGAAACAAUGUGUUGCACCUUUGGCCGUUUACAAUCCAAGACCUCCGGGGACUGGGAGCAAAGAAAUUUUACGGAAAAUUCUGUGCAGGAUCUAUUGAUCACAUCAGUAUUCGACAACUUCAACUUAUCCUCUUCAAAGUUGCACUGAUACUAGGAGUUGAAAUUCAUGUGAAUCUAGAAUUUGUGAAAGUUCUGGAACCUCCUGAAGAUCAAGAAAACCAAAAGAUAGGUUGGAGGGCUGAAUAUCUCCCCAUGGAUCACCCUUUGUCAGAGUACGAGUUUGAUGUUAUUAUUGGUGCAGAUGGCCGCAGGAACACAUUAGAAGGUUUCAGGAGGAAAGAGUUUCGUGGAAAGCUGGCUAUAGCUAUCACUGCCAAUUUUAUAAACAGAAAUACAACUGCAGAAGCCAAGGUAGAAGAAAUUAGUGGUGUUGCUUUCAUCUUCAAUCAGAAGUUCUUCCAGGACCUUAAAGAGGAUACAGGAAUUGACCUGGAGAAUAUUGUUUACUACAAAGAUAACACUCAUUAUUUUGUGAUGACAGCAAAAAAACAGAGUCUUCUGGACAAAGGAGUGAUUAUUAAUGACUAUAUUGAUACUGAGUUGCUCCUCUGUGGAGAAAAUGUGAACCAGAGCAAUUUGCUGUCCUACGCCAGAGAAGCUGCUGACUUUGCAACCAAUUACCAGCUGCCUUCCUUGGAUUUUGCUAUUAAUCACUAUGGGCAAUCAGAUGUAGCAAUGUUUGAUUUUACUUCCAUGUAUGCAUCCGAAAAUGCUGCGCUAGUGAGAGAGAGGCACCGACAUCGGCUGCUGGUGGCACUUGUUGGAGAUAGUUUGCUUGAGCCCUUCUGGCCAAUGGGUACUGGCUGUGCAAGAGGCUUCUUAGCUGCUUUCGAUACUGCAUGGAUGGUGCGGAGCUGGGCUCAAGGAAAACCCCCGUUAGAAAUCCUUGCUGAACGAGAGAGCAUUUAUCGACUUUUACCUCAGACUACCCCUGAAAAUAUUAACAAGAACUUUGACCAGUAUACCAUUGACCCAGGAACAAGAUACCCAAACUUGAACUCAAGCUGUGUUCGACCUCACCAGGUGAGACAUUUAUAUGUUACUAAUGAGUUACAACAGUGUCCUCUUGAAAGAGUAAGCUCCAUUAGAAGAUCAGUGAAUCUCUCAAGACAAGAGUCUGAUAUUCGACCUAACAAGCUUUUGACCUGGUGUCAGAAACAGACAGAAGGGUAUCGUAAUGUUAACAUCACAGACCUGACUACCUCCUGGAAAAGUGGCCUUGCGUUGUGUGCAAUUAUCCAUCACUUCAGACCCGACCUCAUUGACUUUGAUGCUCUGAAUGAAGAGGACGUUGUCAAGAACAACCAGCUGGCAUUCGAUGUUGCUGAGCAGGAGUUUGGGAUUCCCCCUGUGACCACGGGGAAGGAGGUGGGGUCGGCUGGGGAGCCUGACAAGCUCAGCAUGGUCAUGUACCUCUCCAAGUUUUACGAACUGUUCAGGGGCACACCUCUGCGGGCAGUAGAUGCUGGUGACAAGCAAAAUGGAGAAAAUAAUGAUCUUUGUUCAGCAAAAUCAUCAAACUUCAUCUUUAAUAAUUAUAUGAAUUUAACUUUACCAAGAAAGCGAGUACCAAAGGUCGAAGGGAAGGCAGAAGAAAAUGAGAACAAAAGGCGUCGAAAAGGUGUUUUUGGUGUCUUCGAGGAGGCUUCAGGCUUUUCAAGCCAAGGUACAAAUGGGAAAGAACAGAGUAAUGGCAGAGAAGGAAUGAACCAGAAUAAAGUUAAAUCAAUGGCAACUCAGCUGUUGGCAAAAUUUGAAGAGAAUGCUCCAAAUACAAUUUUCCGGAGGCAGGAUCUAAUAGAUAGACCCGCCCUGCUCUCUUCUGACCCUCCCGUUAAUCCUCGCUUUGCUAAGCCUAAGGAUCCAACUCUUCUUCCACCUCAGCCAAAAAGGCAGUUUCAGGUGGUAGCUAGGAGUGAACACAAGGUCAGGGAACCCAAACAGUCUUUAAGUGGUUCUGAUCAUAUGGCCAGGAGGGCAAAGGCUGUACAAAAAUCAGAUUCCCAGCCCAGUCUGUCAGAAACCUCUGAAAGUCUCGCAUCUGCCUGUUCUGCUGCAUUUGUGCUUUCUGGAGUGCUUGAGCGUCUUCAGCACCUGGAGGAAAAAAUGAAACAGAAAAGAGCUCAGACAAUAGCAAAUAGGGAAUUCCAUAAAAAGAAUAUAAAAGAGAAAGCAGCGCAUCUUGCCUCAAUGUUUGGAUACAUGGAGUUUCCAAAGAAUAAGCUACCCACUAAAGGCUUGUCCCAUCCUCAGCCCCCAGCUCCCUCUUGCCCUCCACCUCAUGAUUCAUCUGCUGCCUCUUCAUCAUCUGUCGGUUCAGCUUCCCUUGCUGUUCCUUCUAGACAGAUUGCUCCAGUGGGUGGAGAACAGAAAUCAACCAGCCUCAUAAAUUGCCAGAUGACUGUAGGGAAGGUGUCACGUGCAAUUGGAGCUGUGGCUGAAGUUCUUGUCAAUUUGUAUGUGAAUGAUCAUAGACCCAAGCCACAGCUUCCUCCCCUUGAACUGAAGCGGUCUCUGGACAGAGGUGCAGGUUCUUGCCCUAUUCCUCAUUCUCCAUCUCCUGCCUCCACUGCUCAGAGCUGUCGGGUAUUGGGAAGCAAAGGAUCUCUGCGAAAAGAAUUUCCUCAGUCCAUUGGGGGGAGCGACAUUUGUUAUUUCUGCAAAAAACGGGUCUAUGUUAUGGAGCGGCUGAGUGCAGAAGGCCACUUCUUUCAUAGGGAGUGCUUCAAGUGUGAAAUAUGUUCUACAACACUCCGUUUAGGAAUUUAUGCCUUUGAUGUUGAAGAAGGUAAAUUUUACUGUAAACCUCAUUUUACGCACUGCAAAAUCAGCACUAAACACAGAAAGAGAAGAGCAACGUUACAGAACCAGGGCAAGGAGGCAACAGAAGCAUGGAAGAAAGAGGAACCCAAACCCACAGAGACCACCACAGCAAGCACUUUGCCUGCUGGCAGCAGCCCAGAGGACAGGUCCCCAGUCCAAUUCAUCAUUCCGGUGGUGCACCCGCUCACUGGCUGA